Messenger RNA from Silurus meridionalis, 3028 nucleotides. Its product is annotated as mucin-1. The record is from RefSeq and is a predicted model, not a curated record. Lineage: Eukaryota; Metazoa; Chordata; Actinopteri; Siluriformes; Siluridae. Gene Ontology annotation, cellular component: apical plasma membrane. The transcript has 7 exons. The coding region runs from base 90 to 1571 and encodes 493 amino acids.
CAUCUGAAGCACUGUUUCAUUGAGACAAAAGCUGAGCAGAACAGUUUAUAAGAUAAAGGAUUAGCACUAGUGUGCUUCAUUAUUAAAAAAUGUGUUUUUAUUGGAUUAUUGGGCUCCUAGUGCUUUGGUCAGGUGUUAUCACAGCCAGUAAUGUCACAGCAGCUCCUGGAGUUGGCACAACAACUUCAAAUGAAACCUCUGCCUUUAACAUGAGCAUCAAAAUAACUAACCGCACUUACAACAAAUCACUUGAGGACACUGAUUCUCAUUACUACAAAACACUACGGCAGGAUGUUGAGGAUUUGUUUUCUGAGGUGUAUAAAUCCACUUCAUCAGCUGGGUAUCAAAAGAUUACAGACAUGACUUUCAGCGAAGGAUCUGUGAUUGCAAAUUCCACAGUGAUAUUUCAAACUAAUCAAACAAGUGGACAGUAUGUGAAAAUCACCUUUAUUGACAAUUACAAAAAGCUCCACUCACCAUUGCUGACUCUAAACAUCAACUAUACAGCAGAUCAAGAACCUCAUUUUGUCUUGCUAAAUAUGUCUCAUCCUAUAUCUACUACGACUGAAUUCUCCACCAGCCCUAACCCCAUUCAACAUUUGGUUUCUUCAACUUUGGCCUCAACUACCAAUAGACUAGACCUCGUAACAGAUAGUAAUGACACCAUUACAACCCCACAAUCUCAUUCGACCUCUUUCAACAGUGUUUCUGCUUCUCAGACUACUCCGAAUAUUACCUCAAACAACAGCAGUAUAACACUGUCUCCGAGAACCGUCACCUCAACCAUGACAGCUUUCAAUCAUUCAUUCAUUCCAAAUAGCACAAAUUCUUCUUCUGGUCCUUCAAACAUAACAGUAGAUGAAAGCCCAUCAGUCAUGCUUACUUCCAGUCCUUCAACCACAACAUUACAUCCAAGCAGCAUUUCCACCAUAUCUGCUUCCAGUUCUUCAACCAGGACCAAUCAUCCAAGCAGCAUUUCCACCAUAUCUGCUUCCAGUUCUUCAACCAGGACCAAUCAUCCAAGCAGCAUUUCCACCAUAUCUGCUUCCAGUUCUUCAACCAGGACCAAUCAUCCAAGCAGCAUUUCCACCAUAUCUGCUUCCAGUUCUUCAUCCAGGACAAAAAACCCAGGCAGCAUUUCUGGCACAACUGCUUCCAGUUCUUCAACCACAACAGUACAUGAAACUAGCAACAUUUCAGCAACGCCUGCUCUCAGUUCUUCAGUCAAUCCAGGGAAAACCGUAACCCAAAAGCCCACAGAACCUGCAGAGUCUAACACAGUGGCAACAGAGCAGGGUGUGCCAGGUUGGGGCAUUGCCAUCCUGGUGCUAGCAGCCAUCAUACUUUUCUUCAUGCUUAUCCUCCUCAUACUGCUGCUGCUGUUUUGGUGCUGUUGGUGGAGACAGCGUGGCUUCAUGAAAGUGUCUGAUCCUGACCCAACUGGCUAUUAUAACCCUGACAUUCCCAUGUACUCCACUCACAGCACGUAUGAGUCACACAACGGCAAGUCACUGGAUUCAAACUCAGAGAGACCUAAGAACCAGACUGGAACGAUCACGGUGAAUAAGUGAACACGCAGGGCUGAAAGUCAAACUUUUCAAACAAUGGAUGCCAUGUCAUAAUUAACUCCACACGACUCAGCAACAUUCAGGUGCUGUCUGGCUCUCCUGCUGGAACUUCCACCUGGCUGACAGUCCAUCUAUCAAAGUGGCACUACGGAAAAGCUGUACAGUCUGUAGUACCAAAUAACCAGCAUGGAUAUGGAUACAAUAUUCAGAAUAUUAUGUGCUGAUCUCGGCAAUUUCCCCAGCUACAACAUUGUGAUUGGAUAACUGUAAUGUUUAAAAUGAUAUAUUUACUUUGAAAUUGUUUACUGACAGUAAGAACAAAUUAAUUUUCAAAUAAAAUAAACAGGACUGCUUUCAAUCGGCUAAUAUCAUUGUUAUAUAUCACAAAAUUGUAUUUCUCCAUGUCUAUGAGGCUUUAUAACAAUAAGGAUCUAUUACAAUAUAUGUUCUUUUGGAGAAAAAAGAAAAGAAACUGUCAUUUUAUUUAAGUACAUUUAAUUUAAAUAUAUAAAUAAAUUUAUUUUGCUAAUUUAAUAAGAGAUGUGUUCAGUUAAACAGGGUUGAAUGGUGGCAGGUUUAGAGAUAAUAAGCUGUGCUAGUGUCCAGAUCACCUCAGCCCCCCAGGGUCAUUGCUUCCUGGGGCUAUUGUGCUAAUAAAAAGGUUUCUUUGUAUGAAUCGGAGCAGCUCAGAGAUUCCCCUGCAAGUCUCAAAGGAAAGAAGAAGGAAAAAGAAAGAGAAUGGUGAUAGAUGGACCUUCAGUGCUCUUAGUCCAGUGGAACUGGUCUCUGAAAUACUGUGGCUGUUCUUUAUAAAAAAAAAAAAAAAAAAAAACACGAAGUGAAUCAGGUAACAGGUGACAUCUAAGAGGAAACCCAGUCUUCUAAGUUUUGUACAGUCAAAUGAAUUUGGUGACUUAUUCCAUAUCUCUGCUUACACCCAGAAAUAUUCAAGCCAGGUGGGGCUGAAAUUGAUAAACAUUCACCAACAACAAAAUGAUUGAACACACUUGUAUGAUAUUGAAACAAUUUAAAAGUCAUUUCAGGCAUUACUCAUUGGUUGUAUGCAUAGUGCACAGAGGUCACCAACGUUCUGCAGAGUCAAUAGCUACAGAUCUCCAAACUUCAUGUGGCCUUUAGAUUAGCUCAAGAACAGUGCGUAAAGAGCUUCAUUGAAUGGGUUUCCAUAGUCAAGCAACUGCAUCCAAGUCAUACAUAACCAAGUGCAAUGCAAAGCAUCGGAUGCUGUGGUGUAAAGCACGCCGCCACUGGACUAUAGAGCAGUGGAAACGUGUUCUCUGGAGUGACGAAUCACGCUUCUGGCAAUCUGAUGGACGAGUCUGGGUUUGGCGGCUGCCAGGAGAACAGUACUUGUCUGACUGCAUUGUACCAAGUGUAAAGUUUGGCGGAGGGGGGCUUAUGAUGUGAAAAAUAGGUCCAUGUCCACUGUGAGAGACAUAAUC